CCGAAACAAGGCCUAAUCGUGUGACUGAGAUGUGAAUGUGAUGUGCUUUGGAAACUAAACUUUAAACUUAUUAUUUAUUAUCCAGAUCGAGUGACUGAAUAAUUAUUGAAACUAACCAUGUUCGAACUACAUACAUCCUUUGAUCUGCUGUUGUCAAUUUCACAAUUUAUUUUUAAAUAUAGGCAGUCAAAAGGAAUAGCAGAUUCACUUAUUACACCUCGAAUAAUAAACCAAGAAAAAAGUGGUGCAAUAUUGUUUGUGUGGAAUGAUACUGAUCCUAAAGAUAAGAAUUUGUUAGUUGUUACAAACUUUGGAAUAUAUGAACCAGAAACGCAAACUCAUUCGUUUAUUUACUCCUAUGACAAGAAAGUUAAGGUUGUGUCAUGUUCCUUGAACCAGGAGAGAACACUUUUAGCUUUCAGCAUUGUGAAACCUCAGCAGUUUCCAAAUGAGAAAAAACAGAAAGUUGUGUACCAAGCAUUCCUGGCUGAGCUCCAGUCAGUGGACAACAUCGUGUUCUCUCUGAACAUGGAGCGCACAACUUUCCUGAAGGUCCAGUUCCUGUACUCCCUCCAGCCCGGUCACUCACACCACAGGGACUCAGAGAUGCUGGUCUUCUUACAUAAGGAAUCCAUCGGGCUGUAUAGAGUUCCAAUGGCCAGAAUAGGGGACAGAGGGAUUAUGAUGAGUGGUCAGCCUAAGACAGAACAAAUUGUCCGCAAGUUUGUCUGGUGCCAGUGGGAUGUCCAGCACCAGCGGCUGCACUACAUCCAGAACGUGAGGGUAGAGAAUGGGAGCGAGGCCGUGCAGCAGAAGAUGACCUCCGUCCAGUUUUAUGACAAGGGGAAGUACGAGAGCAUGAUUGAGAUCCCUAUCAACUUCCCUUUCCCAUACAUCAGAACUGCUGAUAAACCUCAUUAUGGUGACAUCCCCCUACAUCCAGGUAUUCCAGAGCUGGCGCUGAAUGUGGCAGUACUCACCCAGCAAAGUGGGACCUGUUGUCUAUGUUACCACAUGAUGAACCCAGAGGUGAACUCAAGAUCCAGCCAACUCCCUGAGAGUGAUUCACAAGAUGUAGAAUAUUACAUAAGCCUUGUUCACCAUGCCAAAACCUUGAAGUGUUGUGUCUACAACUUGCCCAAGCAUCUAGUAUUACAGAAGAGGCUUGUCUUUUCAUGGUUAGGUAGUUACCUGGUUGUGAUGUUGCCAGGACUGUUUGUGCACCUGUUGAAUGUUGGACCCAGCUUUGAGCCCUGCCAGCACAUCUUGUUACACAACUUUGCACUCAGUAAAGGAUUAUUUGCUGAAGCUGAAAACAGCCAGGAAUUUUCUGUUAAAUUUACUGAGGAUGAAUCUUUAGCAUCCAGGUCUAGCAGUAUAACCCCUCCGAGGGGUCAACGACCUGAGACUUCACACACAAGCCCAGGUCUCCUCAUGUCCAUCCCUGUGUUCUCUGAGUACUGCAGCGCCAUGAAGACCCUGCUGCCAUGCCAGAGUUUUGUGCGGGAGUCUGGUUCUAUUGCCCAGCACCUCUAUGACUACAGAAGUGGGUGUAUCCUGAAACUUGUGCUGAACAUUGACUCCAUGCUGGAGAGUUUCCGCAACGCCUACUGGCAAACACGUCUCGCCAUGCUCCAUUACCUGAUCCUCCACCAUAAAGAUCUUUCAGCCACUAAGAGGUUGUUUGAAGUCCUGUGUGAAAAUUUAGCCAACUCUGAGGUCAACAGCAUGUUUGCUGAAUUUUUAGUGGCUUCAACUUUUGCUGAAAUGAAAAAACAAGUGGACAGAGAGGUUCUCAACCUUCUAGGCUUUACCACAGUGCAAACACUCAGAGGCCAGUUUGAGAAGAACAAUUUAGGUGAACGCCUGGCCCAUAUCUCAUACACAUCAUUAGCCACUGUGGAUGUGAAGAAGAAGUCGGAAAUAAAGAAUAGAUCGAAUGAGGACUUCUGGGAUACUUUAAAUCGACGUCUGAGAUCUCGGCUGGUAGAAAACCCAAUGAGAUUCUCUCAUGCAAAUGUCAUGAGGCUUUACAGGCAAGCUGAAAUGGAAGAGGCAGGGGGGAAGAUCCUUUGGGACCCUAUGCAUGUGGAUGACUCAUUCUUCCAAGUCAAAAGAUCCUCAGAGUUGUCCCCUCCUGUUUUAAGAGCAUCCUUGACCUUGUCUGAGUCUAGCGAUGGAUCAACUGCCAGUGGGCGCCGCAGCAAAACGGAUGCUAUACUUGGCGCAUCGCCACUUUUUCUACACAAAAGUCAGUCCCAGGAGUCGAAGCUUUUUAAGCGCAGAUUAUCAGUUUUAACAGAAGAUCAACUUAGGAAACAUCUGGUCAGGUUUCUGGCUAAGGAGUCUCAAUCCAAGGCAAAAAAUGUGUCCAGGGAGUAUUUGUAUUGCCAGGCAAAAGUUUCUAGACAAUUGUGUCAUUUGAUAUGGAGCGCUUGUUGUAAUGGAGAUGAGGCUUGUAUAGAAGACUCCCUUCUACCAAACUUACAGACGCCAGCCACAGACAGGGAGUAUGAAUUGUUCCAGUUGUAUGAGAGGUUUUACCUGUCUGCCACAGAUCUAGGGUACCCACUCCCUACAGGUUUUUCCAGCUACUUUACAGCUCUAGGUUUCAAAUGUUUAGAACUUCACUUGUUCUUCCAAUAUGUAGACAACCAUAUUCUUCUACUCACACCUGAGUUCAUUCUUCAGCUUUUGGAGGAUUUACCAGACUCAGUAGAUGAUGAAAUUGUUGAAAUCAAAUAUCAAGUUAUUUCUAGACUACCCCCACCAUUUGCUGCGGAGUGUUUUGAAAGAUGGAACCACCCUCUAAUCAAAGUGGGCAGGGCAAGGGAACAAGUCGCCCAUAUCCUUCUGAGAGCUCCAACACCAACAUCAGAAAGUGAGUUUGUCAGUUUAUCCUCCCAUGAUGCUAACACAGUCUUUACACCUCUGGACACCUUUAUCAAGCACUUGGACAAAGCUGCAUCAAGCAUCAGAUCACCCAGGCCCAUAACAUAUGACAAGAAACUGAUACAAGAGAGCUCACUCCACUACACCAGGACCAAAACACAGCUUGACCUUUCAACUGUCAGCUUUUAAAUCAGCUGGUCUGAUGAGGGAAUUCAGAGUGACUGCCCCUGUUAAGGCACACUGCAAACAUUCCUCUGAUGAGUGAAUUCAGAGUGACGGUCCCUGUUAGGGCAUACUGCAAACAUUCCUCUGAUGAGUGAAUUCAGAGUGACUGCCCUUGUUAGGGCAUACUAAACAUUCCUCCAUCUUUUCUAAGAAUUUAUUUUUGCCCUACAAUUAUUUUUGUACUUAGAUUUAUCAAACAGUUUUAUAUUUUAUACUGUCACAUUGUGAUAAAGGGGAGGUGACAGUGUCAAGGAGAAAAAAACAACAAUGUUUUGAUAUUUAUUUAAAUUAUUUAUUUAUUAUACUGAUGAGACGUUCUCUGGUUAGCAUCAGAAUUAUUUUCAGUUUUGUUUAGAAAUGUUUUGUGUUUCUUAUUAUAAUUUAAUUAGUUAGCAUGUCAACGUCCAGUUCUAUAUUUUUGUUUCAUGUUUUAUUCAUUAGCUAUGACUUGACUCUUAUUAUUAUGGCUACAAUACUUUCUAUCGAGUCAUUUGCGACAUACAUUACUGUCUAUAGAGGCAUGUGCAACAUACAUUACAUUAUGAUUAUAUAGUCAUGGGCUACAUACAUUACAUUCUAUACAGUUAUGGGCUACAUCAUCGCUGCUGUUUCAUAUUGUAGUGUAGUUAUAAUACCCCAUCAUAUGAUGUGGUUCUGACCGCUCAUUAUGCUUUUUUAUAUACCACGCAGGGAUUUAUUCUUUUAAACUUGAGUAUACACACGAGGUCAUAAAGCUUCAAUAGUAAUUAUCUGAUAUUUCAAAGGAAUGAAUGUUUAGGUUUUCUGUAAUUACUCAGUAAACCUAUAACUUGUUACUUUUUAUAAUUUAAUGACACUUGCAUUAUCCGAAUUCCAUUUACUUUUUUGUGUAAAUACACAAAUUUUCUUCCUUAUUUUGCUAAAUAAUAAAAAAAUAAUUUUGAGGUUUUAUUAUUCUUUUUAAUUAAUAAUGAAUUUUUCUUAUUUUGUUAAGAAUUAUCUCCCCUUGACACCACAAACCCGUCAAUAUCUGACCAUCUUCGCUUCUACCUUUUGUUGUAGGUUUUACUCCAUCGUCCCUAGCAAAUAUUUUAUUGCCUGUGGUGUGAAGUGUUUAAGUUCUUGGGGGAAUUUUUAUACCAGUGUCCGAUAAUGGAAUCUUCUUUAAAAAAGGGGGUGUUAGGUUACUGGUAGUUAACUAAAUACACACUUGGCUGGCUAAUGUCAAUGCUAACCCUGUGCUAAACCCUAGUCCUACAAUAC
Messenger RNA from Physella acuta, 4359 nucleotides. RefSeq names its product protein pigeon. Gene Ontology annotation, biological process: positive regulation of amyloid-beta formation. The record is from RefSeq and is a predicted model, not a curated record. Lineage: Eukaryota; Metazoa; Mollusca; Gastropoda; Physidae. Gene Ontology annotation, cellular component: trans-Golgi network.